AAGAUCUUUAUCUGAACUACCAAAGAUGUCGGGUCCAAGCCAAGCCGAGAGGGCUGUUUUGGAGGAGGAGUUUAACUGGUUGCUGAAAGAGGAGGUCCAUGCUGUUUUGAAGCAGCUCCAGGAUAUACUGAAGGAGGCAUCCAGGAGGUUCUCCAUUCCCACCCCAGGACUGGAGAACCAACUGAAACAGGAGAACUUCAUCCUGGGCAGCUCAACACAUCAACACCUUUCUAAUCUGCCGGGAUUUGAGUCUAUGACAAGCAUGGACCAGGUGAAAGGAGUACUGACUCUACAGGGAGAAGCCCUGACUCAAGCUGACAUCAAUCUGAAAACUGCUAAAAGCAACCAAGUGAUGCAUUUCACAUUCAGGGAUGAUAAGCACUGGAAAUUACAACAGAUCCAGGAUGCUAGGAACCAUGUGAAUCAGGCUCUGCAGCUGCUGAGUGGUAGAGAUGAGAGCUACCACUUUAAGACUGGGGCCGAGGUCAACAAGCUGAUGGACGCAGUGAUGCUCCAGCUGACCAGGGCUCGUAACCGCCUCACCACUCCGGCAGCCAUGACCCUGCCGGAGCUGGCAACCAGCGGCCUCAUGAAAAUGUUCACUCCUCCAAUGCCAGGCGAUGUGAUGGUGAACUUCUAUAUCAACCUGAGUAAGCUGUGUCUGACUGUCUACCAGCUGCACGCAAUGCAGCCCAACACCACCAAGAACUUCAAGCCGUCUGGAAGCUCCGUGUUACACAACCCCGGAGCCAUGUUCGAGCUGAACAAUGCUAAGUUUGAGGUGAGCCAGGUUCACAAGGUGGAGUGUGUUGUCCCCUGGCUCAACAACACCCUGAUCUUCUUCACCAUCUCGCUGCAGCUCUGUCAGCAGCUCAAGGACAAGAUUUCCGUCUUCUCUAGUUUCUGGAACUACCGACCGUACUAACCUCCUGCAGCUAGCUGACCGUCAGAAUGCCUUGGUGUUCUAAACCUCCUGCAGCUAGCUGACCGUCAGAAUGCCUAGGAGUUCUAAACCUCCUGCAGCUAGCUCACCGUCAGAAUGCCUAGGUGUUCUAAACCUCCUGCAGCUAGCUCACCGUCAGAAUGCCUAGGUGUUCUAACCUCCUGCAGCUAGCUGACCGUCAGAAUGCCUAGGUGUUCUAAACCUCCUGCAGCUAGCUCACCAUCAGAAUGCCUAGGAGUUCUAACCUCCUGCAGCUAGCUGACCGUCAGAAUGCCUAGGUGUUCUAACCUCCUGCAGCUAGCUGACCGUCAGAAUGCCUAGGUGUUCUAACCUCCUGCAGCUAGCUGACCGUCAGAAUGCCUUGGUGUUCUAAACCUCCUGCAGCUAGCUGACCGUCAGAAUGCCUAGGGGUUCUAACCUCCUGCAGCUAGCUGACCGUCAGAAUGCCUAGGGGUUCUAACCUCCUGCAGCUAGCUGACCGUCAGAAUGCCUAGGUGUUCUAACCUCCUGCAGCUAGCUGACCGUCAGAAUGCCUAGGUGUUAGCUGACCGUCAGAAUGCCUAGGUGUUCUAACCUCCUGCAGCUAGCUGACCAUCAGAAUGCCUAGGUGUUCUAACCUCCUGCAGCUAGCUGACCGUCAGAAUGCCUAGGUGUUCUAACCUCCUGCAGCUAGCUGACCGUCAGAAUGCCUAGGUGUUAGCUGACCGUCAGAAUGCCUAGGUGUUCUAACCUCCUGCAGCUAGCUGACCGUCAGAAUGCCUAGGUGUUCUAACCUCCUGCAGCUAGCUGACCGUCAGAAUGCCUAGGUGUUCUAACCUCCUGCAGCUAGCUGACCGUCAGAAUGCCUAGGUGUUCUAACCUCCUGCAGCUAGCUGACCGUCAGAAUGCCUCGGUGUUCUAACCUCCUGCAGCUAGCUGACCGUCAGAAUGCCUAGGUGUUCUAACCUCCUGCAGCUAGCUGACCGUCAGAAUGCCUCGGUGUUCUAAACUCCUGCAGCUAGCUGACCGUCAGAAUGCCUAGGUGUUCUAACCUCCUGCAGCUAGCUGACCGUCAGAAUGCCUCGGUGUUCUGUCCAAAUCCUUCACACAAACCAACCCAGAUAAAAGGGAUGUCUUGAAAAUAUUGUCUGAAUUGAAGUGUGUUUUGUUUGUAUAAUUUACAGGAGAACAGCCGGAUCAAAGUCCAUAUACAUUACCAGUGUUUAGUAUUCCAGGGUUUAGGACCCUUCCAUGUGUUACAGCUGCUUUAAUUCAGUCCCAAAUCAACCCCUAACCCCUAGACUACACUCCCUACUUGUGAAGAAAGUAUAGGACUAAGCAAUAUGGUGGGGCUACUACCAUAUCUAUCCAAUACAUUCAGUGUUUCCCCUAGAUGGGGGUCGUUAGCGCAAUGACUAGAAGUCUAUGGGAAUGAAUAUAGGGGAAACACUGCAUGACUAGAAGUCUAUGGGAAUGAAUAUAGGGGAAACACUGCAUGACUAGAAGUCUAUGGGAAUGAAUAUAGGGGAAACACUGCAUUCUGAUCUAGACAAGUUGGGACUCGGGGUUGAUUUAGGAUUGGGUGCAUGUAUCUCACGGUGUGUCAUCUGUUGUAUAGUACAAACUAACUAGGACCUCCCUGUUGUAUAGUACUAACUAACUAGGACCUCCCUGUUGUAUAGUACUAACUAACUAGGACCUCCCUGUUGUAUAGUACUAACUAACUAGGACCUCCCUGUUGUA
Messenger RNA from Oncorhynchus gorbuscha (pink salmon), 2665 nucleotides. RefSeq names its product rogdi atypical leucine zipper (gene rogdi). The record is from RefSeq and is a predicted model, not a curated record. Gene Ontology annotation, cellular component: RAVE complex. Bases 26 to 925 code for a protein of 299 amino acids. The transcript is spliced from 12 exons. Lineage: Eukaryota; Metazoa; Chordata; Actinopteri; Salmoniformes; Salmonidae.